Molecule: messenger RNA, 1029 nt
Organism: Megachile rotundata (alfalfa leafcutting bee)
Lineage: Eukaryota; Metazoa; Arthropoda; Insecta; Hymenoptera; Megachilidae
Gene: MrgBP
Product: MRG/MORF4L binding protein
Biological process (GO): regulation of transcription by RNA polymerase II
Cellular component (GO): nucleus; NuA4 histone acetyltransferase complex
Source: RefSeq, a predicted model, not a curated record
AUCUUGAAAGCGAAACAGUUGGCAGUACUGCUCAGAAUGAUAACGCGAGCGCGAGAAAGUUGAUUCAAGAUUAUAUGAGAAACUUUUAUAGAUAUUAAUAAUGGCAGUUAAAGAAAAACAAACAGAAACUUCUGCUGAUGAGAUAGAAUGGAAUGUUGAAAAUGAAAUUCAAUUAUUCUUUGCUAUGAACGGACAUAAACCUGUUGGAAUUAAUAAAUACUUCCACAUGGUCUGCAUAUGGGAAAAGUUUCGUGCUGCUAUUCAUAAAGAUGUAUCACUGAAAACUAUUUGGGAACAUUUGGAAUCAAUGUAUGAUUUGAUGGCUCUGGAUGAUAUGGAAGAUUUACCCUUUCCGAGUCAAGAAAUAGACUUUGCUUUGCCGGAACAAGAUUUUUUGGGACCACUUAAAUCUAGAAAGAGGGAAGAGCCAGAAUUGAAAUUAAAAGAACAGAGGGAUAAAUACAAAGAAAUUAAGAAAGAAAAAGAUAUGAAAGAUCUUAUGAAAAAGGAUAUUGUUCUUCGUGAUCUUAAAGGAAGCAAAGAUAUUGAUAAAAAAAAGGAAGAGUUUAAAAAAUAUGUGAAGGAUAUAGAAAUGAAGAAAGAUAAACUUAGGGAUAUUAAGGAUGUUAGGAAGGAUUAUAAAUCUUCUAAAGGAAGGUCAAAAGGAAAAGAUGAUCUUGAGGAAUCAGGAUCAAAUGGGAAAAAGGAACGUAAGGAUUCUGACUCCGGUCGUGAAAGUUUAAAGAGGGUUCCAAAACGACCAACUAGACAGAGCAUGGAUAGCUCAUCCAAGGCAUCUUCCAGUCCACGCGAUACACCUCCACCAAAGCGAAGAAGGAUAUAACAAUUUCUUUAAAGUUCAAGUUACUUGUACCUUAUACUAUGAACAAACGUAAUUUACAUUUCAAAGUAUAAACAAAACGCAAAUUGUGUACUUCUUUACAUAUCGCGUGAAAUCACGUGAAGGUAUAUGAAAGACUAUAUGUUCAUUUCGUAACAAAAUUCUGCAUUAAAUCAUUGUAAAUAUCA